Molecule: messenger RNA, 1691 nt
Organism: Arabidopsis lyrata subsp. lyrata
Lineage: Eukaryota; Viridiplantae; Streptophyta; Magnoliopsida; Brassicales; Brassicaceae
Product: putative F-box protein At3g17620
Exons: 1
Coding region: 79-1449 (456 amino acids)
Molecular function (GO): protein binding
Source: RefSeq, a predicted model, not a curated record
AAAACAGAGUUUCUUUUGAAGCUGCAACACAACUUAUUUGUGCUACAUCGAUCCUUGUUUCAAAUUUUCAUAUUGAAGAUGAUAUCCGAUCUUCCUAAAGAUUUGGCAGAUGAGGUGCUCGCUAGGCUUCCGGGGACAUCUCUGAGAGGAAUCCGAUCUGCUUGCAAAAAGGGGAACACUUUAUCCACAGAUCGGAGCUUUACAAAGAAGCACCUUGCUCAAGCAAAAGCAGCAACGAAGAAGAAGUUUUUACCUGCAAAAAAGACGAUGAUGUCCGAUCUUCCAAGUGAUUUGGCAGAGGAGGUACUGUCUAGGCUUCCAGUGACAUCUCUAAGAGGGUUCCGAGCUGCUUGCAAAAAAUGGAACACUUUGUCCAAAGAGCGGAGCUUUACAAGGAAACACCUUGCUCAAGCAAAAGCAGCGGCAGCAAGGGAGUUUAUGGUGGUCAUGGUGAUGAAUUCUCGGGUUUAUUUGAUGGGCAUCAAUCUCCAUGGAGUUCACGAGAGCGUUGACCCAUCUAUAAACCAUCAAGGUAAACUCGUUAGCCUAAACGAUUCAGAUCGGGUCGAUAUAUCUAGAGUAUAUCACUGCGACGGUUUACUGUUAUGCAUCGCGAAAAACUACUCUAGGUUCGUGGUUUGGAAUCCGUACUCGUGCAAAACUUUGUGGCUCCAACCCAGAAGUCCCCACCCUAGAUUGGACUGGUAUACAUAUGCUAUAGGAUACGAGAAGCGCAAAUCAUGCCGGAACUACAAAGUUUUGAGAUUCGUUGAUCUUGCCGAAACAGAAUUUGUUAAGUACGAAAUCUACGAGUUAAAGUCUAAUUCAUUGAGGGUUCUUGAUGUCACUUCCGACUGGAAAAUAGAGAUCUAUGCACGUGGUGUCUCUCUUAAGGGAAAUACUUAUUGGUUUGCUACAGACAAGUUUCCAGAAAUCAGCAAUAAUGUUAGACAUAGUGUUGAUUUCUUGAUCUGUUUUAAUUUUACAUCGGAGAGAUUUGGGCCGCGUCUUCCUUUGCCGUUUUUCUCUCUGAAUGGAGAUACUGUGAGUCUUUCUAGUGUUAGAGAAGAGCAACUUGCUGUGUUAUUUCAACGCGGUGACAACUUAAAGAUGGAGAUUUGGGUUACGACUAAGAUUGAACCUGAAGUGGUGUUGUGGAGCAAGUUGUUCUUAGCAGUGGAUAUGCAACCACUCACUGAUUUUCCAUUUUUAUAUACAGAUGCAAGUUUCAUCAUUGACGAAGAGAAGAAAGUUGUUGUAGUGUUUGAUAAAGACAAAGAUGUAAUGAAUACCACUCGCAACACAGCUUACAUCAUUGGAGAGGAUGGAUAUUACAAAGAGGUGGAUCUCGGAAAAUCUACUGAUGAAUUUCAAUAUCCACUUAUGUGCUCGUAUGUUCCAAGCUCAGCGGAAAUCAAGCAAGGAAACAAAAGGAAGAAAAAUGUUUAAAUUAUGUCUUGUUUGAUGAUAUUUAAAAUUAAUUUGGUCAAUUUAUUAAUUUGUUUCUCUCUUCUUUUAUGCGACAUGAGAAAAGUUUGUCACUCAGCUUUAACAUGUUUCCAACGCUCAUGUAACAUGUUUGUAAAGACGGGAGACAUUUAAACUUUAAAGAUGGCAUGAUCCGGUGUUUCACCUGUGUCCCACAACGUGGGCAGUGGUUAUAACAUGAUGGGUCAUGUUUGGUGCUUUUA